UAAUUUCGAUCCCGAUUUUAUGUAGAAAUUCCGAUCCCGUUUUCGGUCAAUCCCUAUGCCUCUGAACUCUAUUGAAAAUCCGGUGUGCAUAAACCUUAAAAUCACGGUGUAAAAUGGAAAAUAUUAUUUUAUUAUCUAUACGUGUUUAAUUUAAGCUUCGAAAAAAUUUUGUUUGGAUAUGGACAAAAUGAGUAAAAAAAUAAUUUUUUAAAAUGAUAUUUAAUUCACGCCCGUUGAUGUUGUUGUUGGUUGUUGGAUGUUGCUGGUUGGACAUGGACAAAAUGAAUAUAUAGUUGUGGCAGGAGACGAAGGUGUUGUGAAGCUACUUGCUGGAUCUAGCAUUGAAUUUGUUGUAUAUCCUGUAAAGCUUGUUGUUGAAUCUGAUACGAAAGGUGUUGUAGAAGUUGAAUAUGUGGUUAUUGAUAAUGUUGAUGCUUCUGCUGAUUCACUUGUUGAUGUUCCAUAUGAAUUAGUUGAUUGGGAUAAGUAUGGAUAAUAACUUUUUGUAGAAGAUAGACAAGGGCAGAAAGUAGU
Molecule: messenger RNA, 534 nt
Organism: Meloidogyne enterolobii
Lineage: Eukaryota; Metazoa; Nematoda; Chromadorea; Rhabditida; Meloidogynidae
Source: the annotation of a GenBank genome assembly